Molecule: messenger RNA, 456 nt
Organism: Arachis ipaensis
Lineage: Eukaryota; Viridiplantae; Streptophyta; Magnoliopsida; Fabales; Fabaceae
Biological process (GO): negative regulation of abscisic acid-activated signaling pathway
Source: RefSeq, a predicted model, not a curated record
AUGGAGUCUUCUCCUCCGUUCUUUCUCAGAAACAGCAACGAUCUCAACAACAACAAGGCGGCUAUGGUUGCCGCUGCCAUGGCUAUGCCUCAACAUGAAAUGGAAGUCGCUGAUCAUCACGGCGGCGCUGGCGGUGGCCGUUUCUUUGGAAACCCUUACUGGCUUGAAAUGGAUCCUCCGCCACCAUUGCAGCAGUUUCAGCAGCAGCAUCAGCAAAUGAAUCAUCAUCAUCAUCAUCAUCAUCAUCAUGCUCCUUCUUCUUCACUGGGAUUCUUCCAUGGCGGUGGUGAAGGUGGUUCUUCCGGAUCUUCAUCUUCCACUUCUACUACUACCAAUCCCCCUCAGUAUCAGUAUCAUGUUGUUUCACAUAACAAUAACGCUUCUGGUUCUGCUGCUCCAGCUUCUUCUUCUGAUGCUUCCGAUAACGUUAACCUCGACCUCACACUUCGCUUAUGA